Molecule: messenger RNA, 1545 nt
Organism: Cryptococcus deneoformans JEC21
Lineage: Eukaryota; Fungi; Basidiomycota; Tremellomycetes; Tremellales; Cryptococcaceae
Product: Epoxide hydrolase 1, putative
Exons: 6
Coding region: 173-1378 (401 amino acids)
Biological process (GO): epoxide metabolic process
Molecular function (GO): epoxide hydrolase activity
Source: RefSeq, a predicted model, not a curated record
GGGACGACACACGGCGAAGCAAGAUGCUGACAAACAAACGACGACUACGCAUAGUAGGUUGGUUGGUGAUCGUAUAGAGUGAUAGUCAAGCUGCAACAGAAGAAGGCGCUUCAAUCCACAGAACAAAGAGCACUGUCCUGCUUUUCCGAACCAACUAAGAAGCAAAAUCAGCAUGUCGUAUUCAGACCUUCCCCACAAGCCGACCAUUCCUGUCGAGCCCUUCAAACUAUCCGUACCCCAUGAGAAUCUCAAUGAGCUCCUCAAUCUACUCAAAUCUACCAGAAUUGCCAAAGAAAGCUAUGAGAAUGUCUCUGCACAGGAGAACAAAUUUGGAAUAACGAGGAAAUGGCUGGUGAAUAUGAAAGAUGAAUGGAUCAAACAGGACUGGCGGAAACAAGAAGAGCGAAUCAAUUCUCUUCCUGCGUUCAAGGCAAAGGUAAAAAACUCAGAUGGUUCGGUAUUUUCAAUCCAUUUUACCGCCCUUUUCUCGAAAAAGAAGGUCGCAAUCCCUAUCAUCCUCAGUCACGGCUGGCCAGGUAGCUUUUACGAAUUCGUUCCAAUGAUGGAGAUGGUGAAGAAGAAAUAUAGUCCUGAGGAUCUUCCGUUCCAUUUGAUCGUACCAUCCCUUCCCGGAUGGCUUUUCUCUACACCUCCUCCUAAUGAUCGAGAAUUCAAUGUGACCGAUGUUGGGUAUCUCUUCAAUGGUCUAAUGGAGGGCCUAGGUUUCGGAGACGGCUAUGUUGCCCAAGGCGGUGAUAUUGGGAGCUACGUGACGAACGAACUUGGUGCCAAGUACCCAGCUUGCAAAAUCAUUCACGUCAAUUACUCUAACCCUCCUCCUCGCCCACUUCCCUCUCCAGGCUCUCCUGGACAAGAGGCUUCACCGCCCUCUGCUGAAGAUCUUCUUGAGCUACUGCAGAAGUUUGGAUACGCUCUCGAGCAUUCUACUCGACCAGCCACUGUAGGCUUGGUAGUAGGCUCCAAUCCACUCAGCUUACUAGCAUGGGUCGGCGAGAAAUUCCUCGAGUGGACUGAUGAGUCCCCAAGUGAGGAAACAAUUUUGACAAUGACAAGCCUUUAUUGGUUCACUGAUUGUUUCACGACGUCGAUUUACACAUACAGAUAUGGCCUUGGUGCUAAACGCCAUGAAAGUGCCAAACAAGCUUCUUACCAGAAAUGUCCUCUGGGCUACAGCCAGUUCCCCAAAGAGAUCGUCGAGAUACCUGCCGAGUGGGUCAAGGCGCAAUCCAAUAUGGUUUGGUCUAAGAAACAUGAAUCCGGGGGUCAUUUUGCUGCUCUCGAAAAGCCAGAAUUGUUGUGGGCGGAUAUAGAGGAGUUUGUACACUCGCAGUGGGAGAAGUACAAAGGUAAUUACUGAGAGAAUGUAUAGUAAUAUCGCGACUUAUUCUACCUUGUAGUAUAAUCCAGAUGUAUAGAAAGUGUACGUAUCUGCUAUAGAAAUCUAGUCUUCUUCAAUAUUGGUAAAGGGAAAACAGAAGUAUACUAAGUAAGCUCAUGAAAACAUAUAUGGAUUUUGUGGCAUCG